UCUUUAUCCCUUAUCCGCUUUGGCAAUUGUUCCCAGCCAUGGGUUCUUGUGGGGUCGAGGAACAGGAGAAAGAGGAGAUCGAUGUGGGAGUUCGGGCGGAGGAACAGCCUUUGCCAGUGCCCAAUCGAGGCCUGCCUCAUGGCUUAUCUUUCGCAGCUCCUGCACCAUGCUGUGUUGCUGCAGCCGUUGUAGCUGUAGCGGCUGCACCUCCCGUAACCGCCGUGGCCGCUGCUGCCACUGAGCGACGCUUGAGGGCUGCUGCCGGAGCUCGAGUUCAAAGCGCUUUGAACGAGCAACAUCACACGUUGGAACUCCGUGCCAAACAGCCGCAGCGUCCAGUCGAAAUUUCCAACGACAAACUGUUCAGGUACUUGGACCGGCUUGAAGAAGAGCUGGACCUGCAGAUGGAAGCCUUGGACAUGCGCCUCGUCAUUCUGAAGUGAAGUUU
Molecule: messenger RNA, 448 nt
Organism: Cladocopium goreaui
Lineage: Eukaryota; Dinophyceae; Suessiales; Symbiodiniaceae
Source: the annotation of a GenBank genome assembly